AGCGGUUUGGAUGAGACCUGUGGCUGCUGAGAAUAUUGAUCAGCGAGCUGGAAAAAAAAAGCAACCAAACAAACAUGAAUGCUUCGUUUCUUGAUCCUCUGGAAAAUAACUCCAGACACCUGAACUUUUCGGAGAAGAACUCGCAACUCUUGCAGUUUGAAGACGAGGACUGCCACGUGCCUUUGGCCAUGGUCUUCACCUUGGCCCUGGCUUAUGGGACCGUGAUAAUCCUGGGAGUCUCUGGGAAUCUGGCCCUGAUUGUCAUCAUUUUGAAACAAAAGGAAAUGCGCAAUGUUACUAACAUCCUCAUCGUCAACCUGUCCUUUUCGGACCUUCUAGUGACCAUCAUGUGUCUUCCCUUUACCUUUGUGUACACUUUAAUGGACCACUGGAUCUUUGGGGAGGCCAUGUGCAAAUUGAACCCUUUCGUGCAAUGUGCCUCAAUCACCGUCUCGGUCUUUUCUUUAGUUCUGAUUGCUAUCGAACGCCAUCAGCUGAUCAUCAACCCCCGCGGCUGGAGGCCAAGCAACAGGCAUGCCUACAUGGGGAUCGCUGCCAUAUGGGUUUUGGCCACGGCUUCCUCCUUGCCUUUCCUGAUUUACCACGUGCUGACAGACGAGCCCUUCAGAAACAUAACAUUUGAUGAAUAUAAGGACAAAUACGUGUGCCUAGACCUCUUCCCCUUGGACACUGCCCGGCUUUCUUAUACCACCACUCUUCUGGUGAUUCAGUACUUUGGACCGCUUUGUUUUAUAUUUAUUUGCUACUUAAAGAUUUACUUUCGCUUGAAGAAAAGGAGCCACAUGAUGGACAAGAUGAGAGACAGUAAGUACAGAUCCUCUGAAACCAAAAGGAUCAACAUCAUGCUGAUCUCGAUCGUGGUUGCCUUUGCAGUUUGCUGGCUUCCUCUCACCAUUUUCAAUAUCGUGUUUGAUUGGAACCAUGAAAUUCUGCCCGUUGCUACCUGCAGCCACAACCUGCUGUUCCUGAUCUGCCACCUCACUGCCAUGAUCUCCACCUGCGUGAACCCUAUUUUCUAUGGGUUUCUCAACAAGAACUUCCAGAGGGACCUGCAGUUUUUAUUUCACUUCUGCCACUUCCGCUCCCGUGAGGAAGAUUACGAGACUAUAGCCAUGUCCACCAUGCACACAGAUGUCUCAAAAACCUCUCUAAAGCAGGCGAGCCCAGUCGCAUUUAAAAAAAUAAACAGUGAUGAUGAUGACAAAAUAUAAAGAAGUAAUAAUAAUUCUACACCAAACCUCUGGAAGUUCGCCCGCAGGUGAAAUGUGCCCAAGGACGAGCACAAUUAUGUAACAAGUACAAAAUGGGUAAUGCUUUUCUUCUUUUUCCAAGGAACUUUGACUGUUGUCACUUUGAAAUGUUAUGCUGUGCA
Messenger RNA from Centrocercus urophasianus (Greater sage-grouse), 1393 nucleotides. It is a transcript of the gene NPY1R, whose product is annotated as neuropeptide Y receptor Y1. Gene Ontology annotation, biological process: G protein-coupled receptor signaling pathway. Bases 75 to 1232 code for a protein of 385 amino acids. The transcript has 2 exons. Gene Ontology annotation, molecular function: neuropeptide binding; neuropeptide Y receptor activity. Gene Ontology annotation, cellular component: neuron projection; plasma membrane. The record is from RefSeq and is a predicted model, not a curated record. NCBI's taxonomy places the organism in Eukaryota, Metazoa, Chordata, Aves, Galliformes, Phasianidae.